AUGUUGAUUGGGGACAGCCUGUUCUUGGAUCUUCCUCGGGUUCGCUUAGACGGGGGAGGAAAAGCUUUCAGGAGGCGAUGGGGCUACGAUUUGGUUCCUCCUCCUACUCUCCUCGAAGAGGAAGAAGAGGAUGAAGAUUUGGAUGAAGACAUCUACCCAGACCCUUCCCCUGAGAAUAGUGAGAUCACGUCCGUUCGGGGCAUUCACCACUACGCAUCUCCACUAGAGGGCCGUGGGUAUGAUAAAUUUGAUGUGACGAUCACAGGGAUCUCCGGCUCCCUUGCAUCAGACGACUCCCCAGGUCAUUUUUAA
Messenger RNA from Darwinula stevensoni, 312 nucleotides. The record is from the annotation of a GenBank genome assembly. NCBI's taxonomy places the organism in Eukaryota, Metazoa, Arthropoda, Ostracoda, Podocopida, Darwinulidae.